UUGGGACGAGACUUCGCCGCGCCCCUAACCUUUUACCUGGCACUGUCUAAAGAGCUAGUGCACACCUGCCCAUUGGAAUAUAUGAACCAGCAAAUCAUAUAGACUACAGACGUAGUAUUAAAAAACAAAAAACAAGUCUUAAAGGCAUCAUUUGUGGUGCAGUCGGACAUUGGCUGGGGAUCUUGCUAAAUGGUGUAACAGUUGGACUAUCAUGCAACAGCUAGCUAGCUGACGUUAGCUUGCUUAAUGGCAUUGCAGGGGGAAAAUUAAUUACUACCUUCUGCCUGGACUUCGUAUUCGAGAGCUAUGGCCCCCAAAAAGAGACCCGGGCCCUUAACCAUCGCGACCUCCGGGGAUGGAAUGUCAAGCUCUAACAACAGUGUUCUGGCAUCUGAGGCUAAUUUAGAAUCACUUCAGAAGAAACUGGAGGAGUUGGAUCUAGAUGAUCAGCAGAAAAAGAGGUUGGAGGCUUUCCUCACCCAGAAAGCCAAAGUAGGAGAGCUGAAAGAUGACGACUUUCAUCGCAUCUGUGAGCUUGGGGCUGGUAACGGAGGGGUCGUGAACAAAGUUUGCCACAAACCUUCAGGCUAUAUUAUGGCCCGAAAGCUUAUCCAUCUAGAGAUCAAACCUGCCAUCAGAAACCAGAUUAUCAGAGAGCUGCAGGUGUUGCAUGAGUGUAACUCUCCCUACAUUGUGGGCUUCUACGGAGCUUUCUACAGCGAUGGAGAGAUCAGCAUUUGCAUGGAGCACAUGGAUGGAGGCUCUCUCGACCAAGUGUUGAAGGAAGCCAGGAGGAUUCCAGAGGAGAUCCUGGGCAAAGUCAGCAUUGCUGUUCUAAGGGGUCUUGCCUAUCUAAGAGAAAAACACCAGAUCAUGCAUAGAGAUGUGAAGCCCUCUAACAUUCUGGUGAACUCCCGCGGGGAGAUCAAGCUGUGUGACUUUGGCGUAAGCGGCCAGCUGAUUGACUCCAUGGCCAACUCCUUUGUGGGAACCAGAUCCUACAUGUCGCCUGAAAGGCUCCAGGGAACCCACUACUCGGUGCAGUCGGAUGUGUGGAGCAUGGGGUUGUCCCUGGUGGAGCUCUCGAUCGGGCGCUACCCCAUCCCUCCGCCAGAGCCCCGGGAACUAGAGGCCAUAUUUGGGCGAUCAAUCUUGGACGGGGCUGGCGGGGGGGACACCCACAGCACCUCACCCAGGGCCAGACCUCCGGGCCGGCCUGUCAGCAGCGGUCACGGUCCCGUCAUGGCUAUCUUUGAGCUCCUGGAUUACAUCGUCAACGAGCCUCCUCCCAAACUGCCACAUGGAGUCUUUACGUCUGAUUUCCAAGAUUUUGUGACUAAGUGUCUAAUGAAAAACCCGGCCGACCGAGCUGAUCUGAAGAUGUUGAUGAACCACACGUUUAUAAAACGGUCCGAGGUGGAGGAAGUGGACUUUGCCGGCUGGCUCUGUAAAACGAUGGGGUUCAACCAACCGAGCACUCCCACGCGCACGACAGACUGAGGCGCAGCAGAACACACUCCCACUCUGUACGUGCACAAGAGAACAAGGCGAGCGGCUACACCCAUCGGAAAGCACACGCUCCCCACCUCCACGGGCUUCAUACAUUACAUCAAUCAACAUGUUAGCCUAUUGAUUAUCCAUUGUGAUCUAGAGGUAGGGAGAGAGAAAGAGAGGGGGUAAGGAGAGAGAGAGAGAGAGAGGGGGGGGGGAGAGAGAAGGGGGGAGAUGAGAGAAACAUAUUUGUAAUCUUCACUGUACAAUGACUUCCAUGUUGGCUCCCAACCCUUUGUUGAAAUGAUUGUACUAUUUCCACAAUGUAAGAUUGGCAACACACUGGACUGCUGGCCAUUAUUCAAUUAUCUGUGUUCAUGAAGCCAUUUAAUCACUAAUUUGUGGCUUAGCAGUUUAUCUGCUGGAUUGGAUGGAAUCCGCGAAAGAUUGGUGGGCUGAGUUUGUGCAGGAUGUCCAAGCUAUUCUGCCAGACACUUGUGUUUGCAUGGCUCUUGAACAUCGUGAAGCUUGAACCUACAACUGCUACACUGCAAAGGGAUAGGGUGUGUUUCUGAAUACUGGUGCCAAUCCAAGAGAGGCAUAUUUAAUCACUGAUAAAACUGCAUCGGAAGAAUACGGUGCAUUCACUUAAUAUUUCUUUCAAGAUACAUUUUGAGGUGUAAAGAAGACACCGCCGUACUUCAUGCCAGAUAUUCUGAUAAUGCUUAAAUCUAGGUUAAUUUGUAUAAAUUGGUACAUCAUUUGGUUGGCUUUCCUCUGUUUUGCCUCACUUUAGAUAUAAGGCCUUUUGUUUUUUGGUGACGGUUUACUUAUGUCAGGGGGAUUGUAGAAGGUGCUUCAGUGGUGACCUUUCUUCUUCUAUUGUUAAAUGAGGGGCUUCUUUUAGGUUGGUGGUGUAACCCAUUAUUGCUGCAGUUUGUGCUUUUGUUGUCGCUACUCUAGUUGCUGCUGCUACCAGUUUUGGAAUGACUUGAGGUGAAGCAAAAUGUUUAAAAUGCUUUGGCAUGAACCUCAAAACUGCACCAAGGAGAAUACCUUUUUUUUUUUCUGUGUAUCCGUAACUUAAAGCCUCAAUCUUUUGGUAUCUCUUGGUCCCCUUAGAGACUGAUGUAAUUCUGAAAA
This is a messenger RNA of Gadus morhua (Atlantic cod), 2634 nucleotides long. RefSeq names its product mitogen-activated protein kinase kinase 2b (gene map2k2b). The record is from RefSeq and is a predicted model, not a curated record. Gene Ontology annotation, molecular function: protein kinase activity; ATP binding. Gene Ontology annotation, biological process: protein phosphorylation. Bases 307 to 1500 code for a protein of 397 amino acids. The transcript has 12 exons. Lineage: Eukaryota; Metazoa; Chordata; Actinopteri; Gadiformes; Gadidae.